This is a messenger RNA of Callorhinchus milii (elephant shark), 4757 nucleotides long. Its product is annotated as sortilin. The coding region runs from base 1 to 2499 and encodes 832 amino acids. Gene Ontology annotation, biological process: endocytosis; Golgi to endosome transport; vesicle organization. The transcript has 20 exons. Gene Ontology annotation, cellular component: Golgi apparatus; membrane. The record is from RefSeq and is a predicted model, not a curated record. Gene Ontology annotation, molecular function: protein binding. NCBI's taxonomy places the organism in Eukaryota, Metazoa, Chordata, Chondrichthyes, Chimaeriformes, Callorhinchidae.
AUGGUGAACGCCGCGGCCCUGCACCGUCUCCUGCUGUUGGCGCUCCUGCCUCUGGCUCUCGAGGCGCGGCCCCCUCAGCUCUCUUACCACCACCGGCGGCGGCGGCGGCAGGUCUCGGGCGCCGGGCCGACGGACAACCGGAGCCCGUGGGGGGUCUCGCUUCGCAGACUCAUCCCCCCUCCGGCUCUUCCUCACCCCCUGCACAAGAGGGACCUGUCGCCCCCCUCCUCCUCCUCCUCCCCCCCCUCCCCCGCCGGCGGCACCUGCAAGACCACCAACGGCUUUCAGACCAAUUUAACAGCCCACACCGACAAGUAUGAAUUUGUGGAUCUGAGUGGAUCUGUAACCUUGGCUUGGGUUGGGGAUGGGACUGGUGUCCUUUUGGCUUUAACAACUUUUCAGUUGCCAUUCCAAGGAAUCCGCUUCGGACAGUCAAGGCUCUACAGAAGUGAGAAUUAUGGAAAGAACUUUACCGAUGUGACGCAACUCAUCAAUAACACCUUCAUUCGCACGGAAUUUGGAAUUGCUAUUGGCCCAGAGAACUCUGGCAAGGUAAUUCUUACAGCUGAUGUCUCUGGAAAGAGUGGAGGAAGGAUUUUCCGAUCCAGUGAUUUUGGAAAGAAUUUUGCCCCAACGAAUCUUCCUUUUCACCCACUAAUUCAAAUCAUUUACCAUCCCACCAAUUCUGAACACCUGUUAGCAUUAAGCAAAAAUAACGUUUUGUGGCUUUCCUCCAAUUUCGGUGAAACGUGGAAGGAAAUUCAUAACUUUGUCUGUCUUGUUAAGUGGGGGCCAAAUGAUGCAAUAUUCUUCACAACACAUGCUAAUGGCUCUUGUAUUGCCAGGGGGCUGUUGGACCUUAAAAGAACUGAUGACUUGGGAAAAACAUUCAAGGUUAUUGGAUCAAAGAUUUACUCUUUUGGAUUGGGAGGACGUUUCCUCUUCGCAUCAGUUAUGACCGACAAGGUCAGUUUAAGGGCAAUCCAUGUGUCCAUGGAUCUUGGAGAGACUUGGAAUAUGGCACAGUUGCCCCACGUUAGUGCUGAACAGUUCUACUCCAUACUGGCUGCAAAUGAUGACAUGGUAUUCAUGCAUGUUGACGAACCCGGCGAUACCGGCUUCGGCACAAUCUACGUUUCGGAUGAUCGUGGAAUCCUCUAUUCGAAAUCUCUGGAGAGACACUUGUACACGACAACUGGAGGCGAGACAGAUUUCACUAACGUCACUUCACUACGUGGAGUGUAUCUUACUAGUGUACUUGCUGAAGAUGGCUCUGUUCAGUCAGUGAUUACGUUUGAUAGAGGAGGAGAAUGGAAACCCUUGCGGAAACCAGAGUACAGCGAUUGUGAUUCAACCGCCAAAAACCAAGAUGAGUGUAGUCUACAUAUCCACGCGUCCUAUAGCACUUCCCAGAAACUGAACGUGCCUAUGCUACCAUUGUCAGAGCCAAAUGCAGUGGGCAUCCUCAUAGCACACGGCAGUGUUGGCGAUGCAAUUUCUGUUAUGACACCUGAUGUAUACAUAUCAGAUGAUGGUGGAUAUUCUUGGUUUAAAGCUCUUAAGGGACCUCAUCACUACACCAUUUUGGACUCAGGAGGCCUGAUAGUUGCAAUUGAGCAGAAUCUAUACAACACUGUCAAUGUUAUUAAAUUUUCUAUUGAUGAAGGUCAGUGUUGGUAUACAUACCAAUUCAUAGACAAGCCCAUUGUAUUUACUGGCCUGGCUUCUGAACCAGGUGCCAAGUCAAUGAAUGUCAGUAUCUGGGGAUAUAUUGACUUCAUCAUUACACAACACUGGGUGUCUAUCACCAUCGACUUUGAAGAACUUCUUACACGGGACUGUGGUGAUGAUGAUUACAUCCAGUGGCUUGCACAUUCAAGCAACGUUAGUGAUCCUAAUGAUGGCUGCAUGUUGGGUUUCAAAGAAAAGUUCCAGCGCCUACGAAAAUCUUCCCUCUGCCGAAAUGGGCGUGACUAUAUCGUGAAUAAACAACCUAAUGUUUGCCUUUGCACUCUGGAUGAUUAUUUGUGUGAUUUUGGAUACUAUCGACCAGAAAAUAGCUCCAAAUGUCUGGAACAGGCUGAUUUGCAAGGUCAUGACUUGGAAUUCUGCUUACAAGGAAAAAAAGAGAACUUGAAGACGACUGGGUACCGAAAAAUUCCAGGGGACAAAUGUCAAGGAGGUAUACAACUGAAUCGGUCAGAGGAGGACAUUAGCAAAAAGUGCAUCAGUAACUUGCUGAUCCCUGAAAAGCUGGCUGAUUCCUCAGGGUCCAGGGUGAUUCCAAUCGUUGCCAUUGUAAUGGGAUUAUUACUGGCACUGUUAAUAGUUGGAACAAUUGUUAUAAAGAAGUAUGUGUGCGGUGGAAGGUUUUUGGUGCAUCGCUACUCAGUAUUGAAGCAGCAUGCUGAGGCCAAUGCAGUGGAUGAACUGGAUACUAACGUAACUGCCAAUAAAACAGAAUACCACGAUGAUUCUGAUGAGGAUCUUCUGGAAUAGACUUGACUGCAAGAAUGCGAGAUGCUGGUUCAUUUUCCUGUAUGAAGUUGUACUUUUCUUGCCAAACAUCACCUUAAAAGUGGUGCUGUUGCUCCGUCUUGGGUGUUUCCCUAUUAAAUACAUAACCCGAUUCUACAGCAUCAAAGACCCAGUGAGACUUUCGCAAGCGUGGUGUUAUCUAAAGCUGCAAUCACCAGUUUCAUCUGUUUAUCGGGAGUGAAACGGCCUUCAUGUACUUGUUUUAAAAAAAAAAGCCUCUUUUUAUGUGUAAGGUGGGAGUGGAAAUGGACAGAAAAUGCUGCAUAGAGUGAUUAACGGAAUCGUUAACUAGAGUUUUUAAAAAGUAUAUUAAUUGAGAGUGGGUUUUGGAGAACUGUUUUAAUCGCCUUCUGGAUUACUGCUGACAUCAAGCUCCCCUGGACUCUUGUUAUGAUUAGAGCAAAUUAUCUUUUUUCAGAAGAAGAGACAAGAUAUGGGCGUUGGGCAAGAUACCUUCAUUUUCCAGCUGUGGAUAACUUGUCAUACAUUUAUAUGUACGGAGUUGGGUUUUUUAAAAAAAUGAAAUAUGCAAACGAUGGCUCUGAAGAAGAAAAUUGCUGCUUAAACCACUAAGUUUCAAUGAAUUGGAAACUGAGAAAUAAUAUCCAGCCUGUAACUACCAACCCCGUGUGUUUCAUUGUGGUGGGACAGUACUUGGUGUUUUCUCUUGAAUGUCUUGAAAUUCUAGUAGUGAUUCCUUUUGUUUGUCGAUCUUUGUUUCUACUGAAUAGUUUUCCCACUGAGGGGUUUGCCCACCCGUGUGUCAGUUUUAAGGUUAGACCUCCACUGAUCAGGCACAGUUAAAUAUUUUAUUCAAGAGCAAAUUCUCUUCCAUUUUCUUCAUAGGGAUUUUAUUGUAUAGUGUUUUAAAAAUACACUAAAGUACACAUAUCCAUUCAUAAAACAAUCCAGCAAUGCAUUGAACAACUGCCGCUUCACUGCUUGAAAGACUUUCACAACCUGAAGAAAUGAGCAUUGAGUGCUUUUCACACAUUUGGAAAAUUCUGAUCAAUCAUUAACUGUAAUCUUUCUUAUUUACGAAUUGCAAAAUCAAAACUAACAUAUAGACUGAUUUGUUAAACCUUUGUCUUUUCAAAUGCUGCUUGGUGUUGGAAAGGAAUAGCUAUUUAUGGAUCUGGAUAUAUAUAUAUAUAUAUAUAUAUAGCCUACUUGAAGACUUGGUUUGCUUGCUAUUUCCAGGAUAAAUCUUUCCACCUGGAAUUCUGUCUGUAUUUUAAAAGCAUUUAUGUUGCUUUGAUCGGUUCAUAGAAAUAUAGGUAUGAUGCGGUUUCAAAGAUAGAAAGUGAAUUUAAUAACCCCCUGAAAAUGUUUGUGGAGACUUAUCCCGGGUUCCUUGCAACAGUGAGCAGGUAUUUGAGUUUUGAAGAUCUACUAAUCUAAAACACUUAUUUUAUUUCUAAAAUCAGUAGCGUCGAUACGAAAAAAAAUUGAAGGGUUUCCUUCCAUUUUAAAGACUUGUAACAGUUGCAUUGCUUUUCAUUGUUUACGUUUGUUGUGUUUUAUAUUUUGCUCAUUUCUUACGAAUCUUUGCACUUGUUGCAAUACUGCAUGGAGUACUUCCUUGCCUGGAUGUUAUAGUAUGAGGCACACUUCUUCCAUAGACUUUAAUCACAGGCUGCACCUGCUAUUUUUAUUUUAUGACCCAACUAUCAUAGCUGGGAUGCUUCAUGAUUGUUCCAUUUGCUGGGAUGUGAGCAUUCAUUUCUACAGUAUCAAAUAGGAUGUUUUAGAACUGUUGGGGUAAUUUUAUAACCACUCGAUCUUGGCAUUUAAACGUAAGAAUACAUUUGAACGCUCGCCCACCUUCAGUUUGUAACCAGGUGCAGAUCUUUUUUGGUAUUCCAAAUGGAAAGAUUUCAUAAAGGAAAAGGGUAUAGGUAUGUGGGGGUGGGGGGGGGGGGUGGGUGCAAAUAUUGUCUUGGAUUUCACCUGAAUAGAUAGAUUCAAGCUAAGGCAUGUGCAAGAGCUUAACUGAAUUGACCUCGAGAUAUUCAGUAAAUGUCAGUUAAAAACGUCGGAGUUUAAAAAGUUAUGAACUCAAAUCAGCUUUCGGAUAUUUCAGUGGCAAUUUUAGUCUUGACCAGAAUCAGAAAUAUCCUGAUUAUUGGUUUGCAAAGUCGACUGGUAAAAAGCUAACCGUGAAAUUAAUUUAAUGCAAUUUGUGUGUUUUUAAACAAAAAUAAAGGUAUUAUGUUUAA